Cajanus cajan (pigeon pea) is the source of this 2374-nucleotide messenger RNA. RefSeq lists its product as uncharacterized. Gene Ontology annotation, molecular function: protein binding. The record is from RefSeq and is a predicted model, not a curated record. Gene Ontology annotation, cellular component: membrane. NCBI's taxonomy places the organism in Eukaryota, Viridiplantae, Streptophyta, Magnoliopsida, Fabales, Fabaceae.
UUACCAUCUCACGCACCGAUCAAAUAUCAGUUUCAACCUUGCAUGCACAACCAGUAACAUGAAAAAUUUCGAAGAGAAACAAUAUGAUGAAGACCAAAUGUCCACGAUAGAAGAAGAAGAAGAAAAAAAGGAGGAAGAAGAAGUAGAACCGAUUGUAGGGGACAAGUUUAGCGAGUUAACAAUGAAAGGAAACUGGGAUGUAGUGAUUGGCAUGUUGGAAGAAAACAAGGCAUUGUGCAGGAUGAAUAUCAACGAAAGCAGAGGCACCGUACUCCACGUGGCAGUGAACGAGGGGAAGGAAGAAGUGGUGAAGAGUGUGGUGAAAGCAAUCACAGAGCACGACAUGAGCAAGGCCUUUGAAUCGAGGAACGAGAGAGGGGACACUCCUCUUCAUCUUGCAGCAACGAGGGGGUUCCAGAAUAUCUGCGAGUUGAUCAUAGGAGAGAAAAAAGAGAGGAAGCAUUUGGUUAAGAUUCACAACAAAGAGGGAGAGACACCACUGUUCCAUGCUGCAUUGUCGUGGCAGAAAGCAACGUUUGUGUAUCUUUGUUCCUUGAUGCCCCAAGGUGAUAACUAUUGCAAACAUCUCGUACGGAACAAUGGGGAUAAUAUUCUUCACUGUGCCAUUCGGAGAGAAUUCUUUGAUUUGGCACUUAUAAUAAUGCACAAGUAUCCCGAACUUAACGACGUUCAGAAUAGAGAGGGAUUCAGUCCUCUCAAACUUCUUGCCACUAGGCCCUCAGCCUUCAAAAGUGGAAGCAAUCUGCGAUGGUGGAAGACUAUCCUGUACCAUUGUAUACAUGCAGAAACUCUAAACGUGCAAAAAGCAGAGAAAAUAUACGAAAAAGAGGAUGAACCUGAUCAAAACAAUCAAUUUCCAGGGAACUACGACACAUGUUAUCAACUCUGUUAUCUAUUUCUACAGUUGAUUAAAUUUGUUAUUCUUCAACUGCGAAAUCUUGCUGAAGUAAUGAAUUCUCUUUUAAAUAAACUUGGAAACAAGAAAGUGGAACGAGAAGGUCAACAGAAACAUCAACAAUGUCAAAUACCGAUGCCAGAAGAUUCAGUUCUUGAGGUUGUUCCACCAAAUUGUGUUACUUGUCUUCAGUUUGUGAGACUUGCAUACAUUUCUACUCUUGGCCUUUCGGGAGUAGGGGUUGAAGACAUUAAGAACAUGAAGCAAAAGCACAUAUGGAGUAAUCAACUUCUAAAAGAAUUUAUGAAAAACCCUUAUGAGAUGUAUAUGGGAAGUGGAGGUCCACCACCAUCGGACGUGAGUACUUUUGAACCAGAUUUCAUUUCUUUGUUGAAAGAAGAUACUGAUCUCAAAGACAGGAUAGUGACUUCGAAUAUUGACACAAAGGAGACAGCGAUUUUGGUGGCAGCGAAAAAUGGCAUAACUGAAAUGGUGAAUGAGCUUAUAGAUAAAUUACCAAGUACCAUACAUGAAACUAACUCAAAUAAGAAAAAUGUGUUGCAUGUAGCAGUGGAGAACAGGCAAACCCAUGUUGUUGAGGCAUUAAGAAAAAAGUUUGGAGAGAAGAAAACAAAGUUAUGGGAUAACCUAAUUAUUGGUGUGGAUGACCAAGAAAACACUGUGUUACACAUGGCAGCGUCCCCAACCGAUAAGGAUUGGAUGAUAUCUGGUGCUGCCUGCUUGCAAAUGAUUUGCCAUAUCAAAUGGUUUCAGUACAUAAAAGUGCUAGCGCCGAAGCAUUUCACAAUUAGAACCAACAAAAAGGGAAAAACCGCAGAUGAAAUCUUCAAAGAAUCACAUAAAGUACUCGUGAAAGAUGCUAGUAAGUGGCUCAACGACGCAUCACAAUCUUGCUCAGUUGUGGCAGCAGUCCUUGCUGGAGUUUCCUUUGAUAUAUCCAGUACUGUCCCUGGUGGUGUCAACACUGACACAGGUGAACCUGCAUUACAAGGAAAGCCUGCAUUCAAGGCAUUUGCACUGUUCUCAUUGAUGAGGCUAUGCUUCUCCGUCACUGCCCUCAUAAUAUUCCUGUCUAUACUCACUUCUAGAAAAGAAAUCAAAGACUUCAGAACAAAUUUGCCAUUUAAAGUGCUUCUCGGCUUAAGUUCACUUUUCUUAUCCAUUGCCGCAUUGUUUGCAACUUUCUGCUCGGGCCAUUUCUUUGUGAUUAAUGACAAUUACAAAGAGAUUUUAUUCCUCAUUUAUGCAGUCACUUGCAUCCGAGCACAGUUUCCACUUUAUAUUGAUUUUGUGAGAGCCACUACAACGAAAGUGCCACUUCUGGAAGGCGAUAAGAUUGCUGAUGAUUUAUAGAAAUGGUUCGUUUGUUCUAUUAUUAUGAGUAUAGAAAAUUGAGAGUGUGACUAAUUCAAGUUUAUAUUAUAACAAAUUUUGUCA